CGACGACUUCAGAUAUACAAUCACGAUCAAGUACUCUUUGCAUUCACAACACACAGCUCAGUCAGAUCGACCAACUUGAUAGAACAACAUCACUCACGUUCUCUCAUCCCACCAAUCCUUCACAACAAUAACAGCAAUCUUUAUAUAUAAAGAAAUCAACCAGCCUACCAACCAAUAACCUUCACCAUGCAAUUCCUCAGCACUGUCUUCGCCGCAGCCGCCGCGCUUGCAACCGUCGCCUCAGCUGGCACAGUCCACUUCGUCAACCAAGACAGCACUCAACGUACCAUUGUCUUCACCCAGAACGAGGGUCUCGAGUCCAUCCCCGAGCUCGUCAUCUCCGGUCUCACCACCGCCAACCAGACCUUCCCAACCGGCUGGAUUGGCAACUGGUACUCUGUCUCUGAGGGUGCCACCAACACCCCCGGCAUGCUCGGCGAGGUCCGCUUCGACGGCUACGCGGGGGCCACCUACUUCGACGUCUCUGCUAUCGUCAACCCAGAAGACACUAAUGGCGUCAAGGAGAUCUUCCCACUCGGCAGCAACACGCCCGUCUCCGGGUGCCAAAAAUGGCCUUGCACCAACGCCUACAACAAGUGGGAUGAUGUCGCGACCCUCAGCACCGACGGCGACGAGCUUGUCUGCCUCCUCGGGACGGCUAGCUCGACCCGUCGUCGAGGCGCCAAUGCCAUGAGCCGUGACUAUGUCACCUCAUAAAGCCGCCCACCCCCCUCCUUUUUCGUCACUAUUUGAGUAUCUCUCAACAUCUUCCUAGAGAGGUUGAGGGAUACGGGAGUUUAAGGAUUGGAGAACAGAAAAGAAAUGGAAAAGAACUUGAGAUGAGAACGCGUCUGCGCCGCUUGUCGUGCUGCGAUGGGUUCAACGACCUUUAUGAUGGACUUUA
Messenger RNA from Mollisia scopiformis, 904 nucleotides. RefSeq lists its product as uncharacterized. The record is from RefSeq and is a predicted model, not a curated record. Bases 187 to 717 code for a protein of 176 amino acids. The transcript has a single exon. Lineage: Eukaryota; Fungi; Ascomycota; Leotiomycetes; Helotiales; Mollisiaceae.